This is a messenger RNA of Capsella rubella, 1104 nucleotides long. RefSeq names its product F-box/kelch-repeat protein SKIP6. The coding region runs from base 1 to 1104 and encodes 367 amino acids. The transcript has a single exon. NCBI's taxonomy places the organism in Eukaryota, Viridiplantae, Streptophyta, Magnoliopsida, Brassicales, Brassicaceae. The record is from RefSeq and is a predicted model, not a curated record. Gene Ontology annotation, molecular function: protein binding.
AUGAAGAAGAGGAAGAAUGAGAGGGAGGUGUGUGGGCUGUGGUCGUUGCCAGAUGAUGUGUUUCAUUUGGAGUGCCUGACUCGGUUGUCGAGAUUAGACCUCGUGGCCUUUGCGAUGGCCUCCAAGAGGCACCGGAAUGUAGCAGCGGCGCAUAUAAUCAGCGAUUUGAGGUCUCGGAGGAGGGGUUGCGUCGAGCUAUAUAUGUACGUAUUUAUACACAUGUAUCCAGACCCAAGCCCACGGUGGUUCCUCCUCCACCCCGUGCAACGUCGGCUGAAACGGAUCAAUUUGGACUACUCGUAUCCUGUAGCAGGAUCCUGUUUCGUGUGGGAUGAGUGGGGUGUCUUUGUUAUCGGUGGACUCAUCAACGGCAAACCCACAUCGGAAGUCACCUUGUUUGACUUUACCGAUCACACUGUGAGCCCCCUUAAGCCCAUGAAGAUGGCUCGAAGCGGAGCAUCGAUAGACGAGAAGAAGAUUUACGUGUUUGGAGGAUGCUGGGAUGUCGCUGAUUCCUCAAACUGGGUAGAGGUAUAUGAUCUCCAAACCGAUACUUGGGAGUUCUUGUCUGUCUUUACGCCUAAGAUGCCCCUCAAAAUCCAACAAAGUGUGGUGACGGACAACAACAAGCAUGUUCACGCGGUGGAUGAAGAUGGUCAAAUAUUUAACUUCUCAGCAACUGAAUGUGCGUUUGAGUCAGACGGGAGAAGAGAGUCUAACCCAGAAAAUAGAAGCAAUUGGCUUUUUGCUGUUGGUGACACGAUUUUCUGCCGUGGUACAGGCGGGAAAAUACUAUGGCGUUUUCCAUCUCAGUUGGAUUGGAAGGAAGUGCAUGGUUUGGAAGAGCUGCAGCAGCAACACUCUGGUUUUGAUAUCAUCAAAAUGUUGAUUCACUCUAAUGAGAGGAUGGCCAUCUUAUGGGAAUCCCGGACUCAAGGUCCUGAACACGUUUUGGAGCUUUGGUAUGCCGAGAUUUCCAUGGUGAGAGGAUGCAUAGACGGUGUAUUGGAGGUUGUGGGAACGAUUGAGUGGUCCGGUCCUAUCUUCUCAGACUCAUCAGUUACUGGCCUGAACUUGUUAUUUGCUGAGACUUUCUAUCUCUGA